AUGGUGAACACGGUGAGAGUUGCUUGGUCAUUGAUUAGUUGGACAAUGAAAAAGGCUGGUGUUGUGGAGCCUUGCACAGUGGAGAUAGAGGCAGGUACAGUUAUGAGAUUUUGGGUUCCAUUUCAAACCAUUUCAAAACCAACCAAGCCAGUAGUUGUUCUACUCCACGCCUUCUGCGCCGACGGACUUGCAAACUGGGUGUUCCAAAUCAUCAGUUUAGCCAAAAACUAUGAUGUUUACGUGCCCGAUCUAAUUUUCUUCGGCGGCUCCACAACAAAUAAGCCGGACCGGUCGCCGGCUUUUCAAGCGGAGUGUUUGGCGAAGGGGCUAAAGAAACUUGGAGUGGAGAAAUGUGCUGUAGUUGGAGUCAGUUAUGGUGGAAUAGUGGCGUUAAAAAUGGCUGAAUUGUAUAGGGAGGUGGUUCAAGCAGUGGUUAUAUCAAGCUCGGUUUUGGCUAUACAAGAGUCUAUGGUUAGUAGAGCAGUGGAAGAUAUUGGAUUCUCUUCUUGUUCAGAAAUGUUAUUACCAUCUUCUACUGAGGGGUUGAGAACACUUCUUACGGUUGCUGUAUACAGAAACAUUCCGUUUCCCAACUGUAUGCUCACUGACUUUCUCAAGGUGAUGUUCUCUAAUAGGAAGGAGCGAAAUCAGCUAUUAGAGGCUUUAGUCAUUAGCUACAAAGACAUCCACAUCCCUAAAUUUUCACAGCGAAUACAUCUUUUAUGGGGCGAGAAAGAUAAAAUUUUUAACCUUGAAAUCGCACACAAAAUAAAAGAGAGGCUUGGAAAUAACACAACAGUUGAAGUAAUAAAGAAAGCAGGCCACUUGGUUAAUCUGGAGCGACCAUGUGUUUAUAAUAAGUGUCUAAACAAGUUUCUUUCUUCUGUUAUGAUUGAUGAAAAAAAAUAA
This is a messenger RNA of Vicia faba (fava bean), 909 nucleotides long. The record is from the annotation of a GenBank genome assembly. Lineage: Eukaryota; Viridiplantae; Streptophyta; Magnoliopsida; Fabales; Fabaceae.